AGGUCGUAGGAGGGGGUCGCGCAACUGUUUUCGAUAAUCGGCCGCGCGUUCCGUACGUGAAAAUCGGUUCAGUAUCCGACCGGUCACGUCUGCGUAAAAACGGAUAUAUGCCCAGAAUAUUUAUUAAGUGGGUGGCUGUGCGUGACUUCUCUCCAGUGAAUAGGUUAUAGCUGCCCACGUAAAUCGGUCGCGAAAUAGGACGGUUUGUUUUGUUUGUUAACUGAAAACGUUUGCGGCUGAAACUGUUAACUGUUUUCGUGUGGAUUUUUUGCGGCGCCCGGCUCGCCGGUAAUGUUCGACGUUCUAAAUUCGAACUAGUGUAGAGACUCGGAGAACAGUGUCUACGUGAAUUUGAAAAUGGAAUAGUCUGAAACAAUUCUUCCAACUUGGCAACUUCUUGUUUCCAAUAGACUAAUUUUAAUAACAACCAAAGUGAGCGCGUGUAUUUAAAAAUGGAAUAGAAACUUUUUACGGACUUGGAACGUUAAUUAUUUUUUAAAAUGAGUGUGACAGCGCGGGAAAGGACUGUCAAAGACUAAAGGAAUAUAAGACAUAGACGCGUUAAAGUGAUAAUGUUGCCAUACCAAGCGGUUGCAAUGGACUACGUGGCCUCAGGGUUCCACCACCACCAGCGGGCAGGCGGGUUGCCAGUGAUGGGUCUGCCAGGCCCCGGGCCGGGCCUCAACCCGGGUCUGAACACGGCCUUCACCCAUUCCUGGUUCGUACAGACAAGCCCGGAUAUCUGUCGGCAGCAACAAGCAUCCAACCAAUCGCAUCUCGAACCUGGCAUCCUCGAGCUACGGAAAGAGAAAAGUAGAGACGCGGCCAGAUCUCGGCGUGGGAAAGAGAACUACGAGUUCUACGAGCUAGCGAAGAUGUUGCCCUUACCGGCCGCUAUUACCAGCCAGCUGGAUAAGGCUUCGAUCAUAAGGCUGACCAUAAGCUACCUCAAACUAAGAGACUUCGCCAACCAUGGCGACCCGCCGUGGAGUCGAGAUCUACCCUCUAGUAAAGCUUUAAAAGGUGCUCAGAACAGGCGGACAUCUGCAAGUCUUGCGAUGGAGCUGUUCGAACAACAUCAGGGCACGCAUAUCCUUCAGUCUCUCGACGGGUUCGCUCUCUCUGUGGCGGCGGACGGGAGGUUUCUGUACAUAUCUGAAACUGUUUCUAUAUAUUUAGGGCUAUCACAAGUAGAAAUGACAGGCAGUAGUAUAUUCGACUAUGUCCACCAGGCGGACCACGCGGAGAUAGCGGAACAACUGGGCCUGUCCUUAGCAGGCAGGUCCGGGGGCACCGGACUCAACAGUCCGGCGUCAGGCAGCGAGGAAGGCAGUCAGCAUGGGACGAAUAAUCCUGACGUAUCAGCACAAAUGACGUUAGCAGCGAGCGGCGCAUUAUUCCGAGGGAUGGACCGGGCCUUCUGCAUCAGGAUGAAGAGCACCCUCACGAAGAGGGGCUGCCAUUUCAAGUCAUCAGGUUAUAGGGUGGUGCUAAUGUUAUGCCGUCUACGGCCGCAGUAUUCCUUCUCACACAGUCGCAAGACACCGCCCGCUCUGCUGGGGAUGGUGGCACUGGCGAUAGCUCUACCACCGCCAUCAGUGCACGAGAUCAGGCUAGAGUCGGACAUGUUCGUCACCAGGAUCAACUUCGACUUCCGAAUAGCGCAUUGCGAGCCCAGCAGGGUAUCAGAGCUACUGGGAUACACCGCCGAGGAGCUUACAGGGAAAAAUAUUUACGCUCUUUGCCAUGGAGAAGACGCGAACAAGCUUAGAAAAUGUCACGUAGAUCUGAUAAACAAGGGUCAAGUGCUGACACAUUACUACAGGCUGAUGAACAAACUUGGCGGCUAUACCUGGAUGCAGACUUGUGCAACCGUCAUCUGUUCCACUAAGAAUGCAGAGGAGCAAAACAUUAUUUGCGUCAAUUAUGUUAUCAGUGGCCGAGAAUACCCAAACACGGUGAUGGACUGUUGCCAAUUAGAAGAAAGUUUACAGGGAGUGAAGAGAGAGGAAACCACAGGGGAUCCAGAAAAUGGCCCACCGGACGCCGAUACGCCUGGAGCACCUCCACCUCCUGCAAGACACACUGCUGAAAGAACUGAGGCACCUGCAAAUACAGACUCAGCCUCUACCGCACCUCCUACCUCCGAAGUGCCUCAUUUAACAAGACUAAGUGACUCGCAGCCUAUAUCACUAAAUGCAACCCAAGAAAAAACCUCCCCUAUGCCAGCCAGAAGGAUGAAGAAACGGAAACAUACCACAGACUGCGAGGAAGAUCCAGAAAGAGAGGAAGAGAGACGAAAGAGUUCCUCAAAUCCCGCUGCCACUAUAUCCACAGAACGGGACAUGACUAAAACUAAUCUAGCAAUUCCAGAAACAUCUGAUGCGACAUCAGUUAGGGAUUUAGAAAACGCUAUGUCCAAACAUUUGCCAUCGUUAGACGGGAAGGAGAUAUCUCAUCGGCCUACAGAUUUUUCUACGGAUGCGUUAUUAAAACAACAACAACAGAAAUCUACUAUUCAAUGGAUCGGCACGCAAAACCAUCACUUGAAUCAUUUGAAUCGCCAAAUCCCUGUGAGUCAUUCUUCCACGCCCGCUUCAGCAUUGUUAAGGCAACUGUACGCGAGUCGAGAAAGCGUUAUUAGAUUAGGGGAUGGGAGAACAGGAGGCUAUUACUCAAGUGAUGGUCAAUCUGGACCUCUACCCACGCCUCCCGGCAGCGAAGGGUCUGGUUACGGGGAACAAUUAGGCCACAAAGGCACAGAUAUUAGUUCCUUACCCUACGGACCGUAUGCAGACUAUCAUCCUGCAAUGACCCCUCCUGGAUCAGUAUCGCCCAGGGAUAAACAGCAAUACCCUUUGCCAUACGAUAACAGUCAUUAUUCAGAAGCAAUAAGGCACUCCUAUUUAGAAUCUUCGUUCCCAUUGAAACCUCAAGCGUACUCAGCGGUGCCUGGUGCUCUUGACUACGCGUCAUCUAUAGAUCAGUCACAGUUCUUCCAUCCGCCUGCAUCUUUUCAUCUCUAUCACCCACAAGCGCAUUCCGCUCAUGCGUCUCACUCGCACCAACCGACAGACAAGUCAGCGCCGCCGAAUACAAAUUGGUAUUCGGCCAGCUCAUAGCCAUAUUUGCGGUAGUGAUGAAAUGGUUUGGAAAUCUCUAAAGGAAUUUUCCUUGUAGGACUUCAAUUGUUUUAUUUGAACGUUAGUUUUUCAUUUGUUGAUAAUGAUUUUUUCAAGUUUUGUUAUCAUUGAAAUAUAUUCUUAAAAAAUCUUUAUGUUUGGGUAGAUUUUGUGUUGAUUAUUAUGGAGAAUAGAGUAAGACAAGACAAGCCUGAAACUUUUAAAUCGAAUACUCAAGAUGGGCCAACAAGAUAGUCAUACUCGUAUUUCAUUUAAUUUUUGGUAUGGGUUUUACUGUGCCAAAUAAUAAACAGAAUAUGGCGUACAAAAAUGACUUAGAAAUCAAAUGUUGUAACAAACUUAUCUAAUGAUAUAUUGAAAACGCAACAUUUCCUAACCCAAAGCUAGGAUGUACCUACUUAAAUAAUUCAAAAUGGCGGUACUUAGGCAAAAAACACAAGCCAUAAAACAGUAUUUGUAUUUAUAGCGGUACGUUGCAGAAAUCACAAAGCUCUACUGAUAUUUAUAAUCAAUACAUCGUUCUUUUUUACAAAAUGAUGUUAUAUACAGGGUGAUUCGGUCUUUAGUGCGGAUAUUUUUUUUCGUGGUUCUGUAUCAUUAAUAGAAUAUAAAUCUACAAACAGUUCGAUACAUUUAAUGUAAUUUUUUUUUAAUUUAUGUCUCUAAAAUAACAAAAUAAUGUACAUAUUAUUACUAAACAAGAUAUAUUCAGCUUAAAAGUGAUCUGGUGACGUCCUCUAGGUAUCAAACGAAAAUAAAAUAAACGCACAAUAGGGUGACCCUAAAAUUCUGUUCAAAAGUAAAUAACUUUAGCUAACGAUAAUUUUGUUAUUUUUGAGUUAAAAAAAAAAAGAAAAAAUACGUGAUCAUUAAAUUUUGUUUAUGUACAAAAUAUAAAAAUAUCCGCACUAAAAAAAUUUUCUUCCUGUAUAUAUUCAAAAUGGCG
Messenger RNA from Bicyclus anynana (squinting bush brown), 4089 nucleotides. RefSeq names its product protein trachealess (gene trh). Lineage: Eukaryota; Metazoa; Arthropoda; Insecta; Lepidoptera; Nymphalidae. The record is from RefSeq and is a predicted model, not a curated record. Gene Ontology annotation, molecular function: RNA polymerase II transcription regulatory region sequence-specific DNA binding; DNA-binding transcription factor activity, RNA polymerase II-specific; protein dimerization activity. Gene Ontology annotation, biological process: regulation of transcription by RNA polymerase II. The coding region runs from base 573 to 3122 and encodes 849 amino acids. The transcript has 10 exons.